Messenger RNA from Penicillium atrosanguineum, 1068 nucleotides. RefSeq names its product amidohydrolase family protein. Gene Ontology annotation, molecular function: hydrolase activity, acting on carbon-nitrogen (but not peptide) bonds. The record is from RefSeq and is a predicted model, not a curated record. The coding region runs from base 1 to 1068 and encodes 355 amino acids. Lineage: Eukaryota; Fungi; Ascomycota; Eurotiomycetes; Eurotiales; Aspergillaceae. The transcript has a single exon.
AUGGCCGUAUCCAAGGUCGCGAUAAAAAAUGUCCACUUGUUCGACGGCUUCUCUUUCCAUUCCUCAAGCACCGUGGUGAUUGACGGGGACAGGUUCGGCUCUCCUAAUGACACCACAGGGGCUGAGAUAAUCGACGGCCAAGGCGGAUUUUUAAUCCCCGGUCUGAUUGACUCCCACGUGCAUAUCCGCGAUACAAAAACUCUUGAGUCGUUCGCCGAAUGGGGUGUGACAGCCGCCGUCGACUGUGGCUGUUGGCCGGUUGACCUAAUGCAAAGCCUUCGCGAGCACUCGACUAAGGCCGGGGUCCCUGCCCUUCGGUGCGCGGGGAUAGUUGCAACUGCACCUGGGAGUGUCCACAGCACAUUCCCAGGUCUACCUCCGAGUGCACUUCUCGCCGGAGCGCACCAAGCAGAGCAAUUCGUCGAGAACCGCGUAUCGGAAGGAGUUGACUUGAUCAAGAUCGUUGCCGAUUUCCCUGGUCCAAAUCAAGACACAGUCAAUGCACUCGUUGCAGCUGCGCGCAAACGCAGCAAACGGAGCAUCAUUCACGCGUCGACAAGUGUUGCCUUCAAUAUGGCACUGCAGGCCCGACCGGACAUCAUCACACAUGCCCCAAUGGACGAGGUCUUGGAUCCGGAGACUGUUGCAGUCAUGGCAGCUGCGCGUAUUGUGUCCAUUCCAACACUCACCAUGGAAGAGGCUUUAUGCAAUAUCAAGAUCCGACCGAACGUGGACUAUUCAAACGCCCGUCUCUCAGUUGAGCGUCAGUUUGCAGCUGGGAUCCCAAUAUUUGCUGGAACAGAUUCAAAUGAUAGUCCAAUGGCGCGUGUGACUCAUGGUGAGAGUAUCCAUAGGGAGCUGGAAUUGCUAGUUGGUGCUGGGCUGAGCCCCCUUGAGGCACUGCGUUCUGCCACCGUUGAGCCGGCACAUUACUUUGACUUUGACAGUGGUAUAAUCCAAAUGGGGAGAUUGGCUAAUGCCGUGCUUCUAAGAUCUGAUCCUCUCGUGGAUAUUAAAGCGACUCGCAAUAUACGCAUGGUGUGGUGCCGCGGCACUCGAGUUUUCUAA